Messenger RNA from Micropterus dolomieu (smallmouth bass), 2009 nucleotides. It is a transcript of the gene fbxo45, whose product is annotated as F-box protein 45. NCBI's taxonomy places the organism in Eukaryota, Metazoa, Chordata, Actinopteri, Centrarchiformes, Centrarchidae. Gene Ontology annotation, cellular component: synapse; SCF ubiquitin ligase complex. Bases 166 to 1035 code for a protein of 289 amino acids. Gene Ontology annotation, molecular function: protein binding. Gene Ontology annotation, biological process: synapse assembly involved in innervation; proteasome-mediated ubiquitin-dependent protein catabolic process. The record is from RefSeq and is a predicted model, not a curated record. The transcript has 3 exons.
UUGAACAGUGAAGAGUGGAGUCCAUACUGUUGUGGUUUAAGUGCGACCUAUAUGUGAUUUUAUAGGUACAAUGUCGCGAUUUAACUUAUAUUAGGAAUCACUCUACGGUGUAAAGUGAAACUAUUGAGUCGGCUGGUGUCGUCUGUAAAGAGCAGCCCGGAUAUAAUGUCUGGAGCGGCCGGUGGAGGAGGGGGUUCCUCCAGUCUGGGCGCAGCAGCGGCAGCCAGUUGCAGCUCUGCCGGCUCUCCCUACUCUGCUGCAGCCGGAGGAGGCGCAGGGGUGGCCGGGAGGCUGCCAGCCCGGGUCUUGGAGCAUGUUUUCUCCUAUUUAGAGCUCUCUGACUUGAUGCGUUGCGCGCUGGUCUGCUGGCACUGGAACAAUAUACUAGCGGAUGAAAACAGCGAGGUGUGGCGUAGCCUCUGCAACCGGUCUCUGAGCGAUGAAGCCCUGCGAUCUGACAUCCUGUGCAACCUGCCUACCUACAAGGGGAAACUCAAGGCUUUCCAGCAUGCUCUGAGCUCCCACGACUGCUCCCGCAAUGUUUACGUGAAAAAGAAUGGCUUCACCCUGCACCGCAACCCUAUCGCGCAAAGCACGGAUGGUGCACGCGGCAAGAUUGGCUUUUCGGAAGGGAGGCACGCCUGGGAGAUCUGGUGGGAAGGCCCCCUUGGCACAGUGGCAGUAAUAGGCCUGGCCACGAAGCGGGCGUCCAUGCAGUGCCAGGGCUACGUAGCCCUGCUGGGCAGUGACGACCAGAGCUGGGGCUGGAACCUGGUCGACAACAACCUGCUUCACAAUGGGGAGGUCAAUGGAAAUUUUCCACAGUGCAACAAUGCACCAAAAUAUCAGAUCGGGGAGAGAAUACGAGUGAUUCUAGACAUGGAUGACAAGACGUUAGCCUUCGAGAGGGGUUUUGAGUUUCUUGGAGUAGCCUUUCGUGGACUGCCAAAAGCCUGUCUGUUCCCUGCUGUCUCUGCAGUAUACGGCAACACCGAAGUCACUAUGGUGUACCUGGGAAAACCUCUGGAUGGCUAGAGGAAACUGUGCCACCGUUAAAACUAACAGGCCACCGGCAGGUUCAGGACUUUUUCUGUUAGCAGACUGGCGACAAUGUUUGUUGCACCAUUUCCAAAAGCUUUGGAGGCCAAAUGGUUGUGUUUCUUCCAAGCAGAAUAACUCAACGCAAAUAAGUCAACAUAAGGAGUCAGAUUUUGGACUGGAUAAACUACAGGGAAAAGGAUUAUGUGGGAACGGUCAUAAACAUGUUUCUGUAUCAACGUGGAAGUGUCCACUUUUACAGUUUAGCUGCUGGACUGUUUUAUUUACAGGACAGGGGAACAUUAUUUAAUUUCAUGUGUUUCAGGCUAACAGUGCUGAACAUUUACCUGAGAUUUUGUGUCUGCUUGAAUGAGGCCAAAAUAUUCUAAACAGUGGCAAAUACUUUAAGACAGCACUAUAACAAGUGAAACAGUAGUUGGUACCAAUUGCUAUCUGUUGUAUGAGUUAAUGGAAACAGCUCAUCAUGAAUUUACAGAGUUUAAUUAUAACUGAUGAGUGGAUUAUAAUGGUUAUAUGCCAAACCUAUGUGACCUGAUGUUAUAUUUUGCCAUAAGCAAACAGAGGACAUGCGGACCAACUGUCAUGCAUGUGCAUGGAUACUGGCGUAUGGACUGUAACAUCUGCCAUUUUAAAAUACCUAUCCAGUAAUGAUGAAAACUAUACCUGUAUCAUGUUAAUGUGUGUACUUUUUAAUGUGCUACUGUAGUAUAAUACACUAUUUAUUUCUUGGUUUUAUCUAUGGUUCUAUAGAUACUGUAUGGUUAUAAGGCCUAAAAAUAAAGUCUACAUGGUGCCACACUUAGAAUAAAGAUUGUUUGUGUUUAUGUGUGCCCAGCACAGAUGGCUUUUAUACCCAUGGUUGUCAGUUUGUCUGUUCAUACACAGCUGUCCAAUUAGAAAACAUGUCUCCAGCCUAUGUUAUAUUAAUAAAAAAUUUUUGAGGAUAUAAA